This is a messenger RNA of Parastagonospora nodorum SN15, 144 nucleotides long. RefSeq lists its product as hypothetical. Lineage: Eukaryota; Fungi; Ascomycota; Dothideomycetes; Pleosporales; Phaeosphaeriaceae. The record is from RefSeq and is a predicted model, not a curated record. The transcript is spliced from 2 exons. The coding region runs from base 1 to 144 and encodes 47 amino acids.
AUGGCGCGCAAUCGCUGGAAGCCUGGCACGAUGGACGAACGUCCAUUCGUUCACGAGAUGAAGACGACAGCGAACGCAAAGGAGCUUGUUUCCGCUGUGGGGUGGCCCCCGAGGACCAUGGGCCCGAACUUUGCAUAUGCAUGA